Messenger RNA from Laccaria bicolor S238N-H82, 495 nucleotides. RefSeq lists its product as uncharacterized. Lineage: Eukaryota; Fungi; Basidiomycota; Agaricomycetes; Agaricales; Hydnangiaceae. The record is from RefSeq and is a predicted model, not a curated record. The coding region runs from base 1 to 495 and encodes 164 amino acids. The transcript is spliced from 3 exons.
AUGAACUUCAUUUCCCUCACCUCAGUCAUCAUCACACUUGUGUCUGACUCUGAGGUGGGCUACUUUAUCUAUAUUUUAUUACUAGAGCAGCUGGUUGGGCCUCAGUUGCGGUUUAAGAUGCAGAAGGUCGUUUGGGACAGCACUGAGGUAUCUCUAUGUCACUAUUCAAUGGAUUUUAUCAACUCCUGCCCAAUAGAUUCUCCAUACCCAUUGUUGAUGAAGUCUGCUGCUGCUGCUCUGGAGGAAGCUCGAGGAUGGAUGUCCUGGGGAAAAAAGGAUAGGUGGCAUCGGUGUAGGGCUUUUUUUGCAUAUAGGUAUCUCACAUGGGGUGGACAGACUAAGCCCAUGGUUUUGCAUCAAUACUUUCCCAUCCCCCACAUAAUCCACAUGGAUUCCACUGGAUUCUGCUGGAUUCUGCUGGACUUCACUACAUACUGUACCAUUAUAACAAUAUUCACAAAUCUGAACUGGACUGGAGUUCAAACAUGUCAUUAG